UUGGACACUGGGCUUCAUGAGAAAGAUGUUCAGUCGACUUUUGAACAUUCUGAUCGGCGCUGCUCUUUUCGGGCAGAUCGGCGCUUUAUGGUUCGCUCCUCCAGACCCGGAUGAAAUUGAUGUUCGGUGUCCCACGUUCCGCAGCUGCAACACAGAUUAUUUCAAAGAUCACAGAGAGGAUCCAAAUAAGCUUGUGGCAUGCGCGGCACAAGAGACACAUAUGUCAUGUGUUUACAACCAAGGGGUAAUAUGCGAUCUAUUCGACUUUGAGGACUAUCUGCGCCGGUACGAAAACAAGCAAGAGAAGUGUUUUGCCCAUUGCGUGGAUGGUUAUUCCGAGAUAUGUGGUAGGGAGCCGAAACUUACCACAACAACCACCACCACAACUACCACCACUACUACAACCACUAUAACCACUACCACCACUACCACCACUACCACCACCCCUACAGCUACUGGAGACAUCGUGGGUGGAUCUGACAGCAUCACUCAGACGGAGCCAGACAACACUGGGUCGCCUGGAGCUGGUGAUGCGCUGAGGGGAGACAACUCUACUUUGUCGGACAACAGUCAGGAUGAGGAUGGGGAUUCGGGCUUCAACCUAAUGGAUUUGUUUGACAACAACGGGAGUGACAGCAUGGCGGCGUCUCUGGUAGUCACGAUGUUUCUUCUUGUUUCACAUCUCGUCCCAACCAUUAUGUAAACAAGGCAUAAGCACUGAUUGUGUCAUGUAAGCAUACAUUACAUCACGUAAGCACAUAUUACAUCAUGUGAGUACUGGUGACAUCGUUUAAGUACUGAUACUAUCCUACAAGCAAUGGAAAUGUGUAAUUUAUGUUUUAUUAUGACGUAAUCAUACCAAUACAGAUACAUAAUAACGAAGCAGUCUAUUUCUACUGGGGUGACGGGGUAGCCUAGUUGUUAAAGCGUUCUCUCGUCACGCCAAAAACCCGGGUUCGAUUCCCAACAUGGGUACAAUGUGUGAAGCUCAUUUCUGGUGUCCCCGCCGUGAUAUUGCUCGAAUAUUGCUAAAAGCGGCGUAAAACCAUACUCACUCACUCACUCUGUUUCUGCUCUGUUUCAACACCAUGAGUGUUUAAGACUCGUCUUCCAGCAUCUGUUCGAUAAUUGAAGUGAUAGCUCUCAUACUGGGGCAUGGGGUUGGUUACACGUCUGAAAACUGCUAGCAUAUAAAAUUACUAACCCGAGGGUAUGUGAUACAAUCAUUAACACAUUAAGUUAAAUGCAUGAUUACAAUGAAUCUGUAAACAUUGAAAAUAAACAAAGGAAGCCUGUCCCCUCACUGCACUGCA
Molecule: messenger RNA, 1313 nt
Organism: Haliotis rufescens (red abalone)
Lineage: Eukaryota; Metazoa; Mollusca; Gastropoda; Lepetellida; Haliotidae
Product: xylanase/beta-glucanase-like
Exons: 4
Coding region: 17-703 (228 amino acids)
Source: RefSeq, a predicted model, not a curated record